AUGAUGAUGUCCGCAUCUGGGCUUGUCGAAUCAAAGGGUUUCUCCAUGGAAAUUUUUGGUCCUGGAGUGGACAAGUCGAUAGGUUGCUAUCAUGCUGCGAUACAGGAGUUGAUUGUUAUUGACGAUGUAUUGUCAGCUUUGGUUGGAAUUGAAGGACGAUAUAUUUCAAUACGAAGAGUCCAGGGGAAGGUUGAUAGUGCAAUCUUCCAAGUUGAUGCAUCUAUGGAUUUGGUACUUCAGGAAUCUGCUAAACGGAUUUUUCCCCUUUGUGAGAGCUACGUACUAAUCAAUCAAUUUGUUGAGUCAAGGUCCGAGUUCAAAAGUGUUGGGUCUAAUCAUCGAUACCUUGAGUGCAUCAAAGCUGCUUAUGAUUUUGCUAGUGGUGAAUUAUUGAAUCUCAUAAAAGAAAAGUAUGACUUAAUGGGGAAACUGAGGUCAAUCAAGCACUAUUUGCUUCUUGAUCAGGGUGACUUUUUGGUUCACUUCAUGGAUAUAGCUCGCGAGGAGCUCAUGAAAAAGCCGGAUGAGAUUUCUGCUGAAAAGCUGCAGUCUCUCCUGGACCUUGCUUUGCGAUCUACAGCAGCUGUAGCAGAUCCAUGUCAUGAGGACUUAACAUGUUGUGUGGACAAAACCACUCUGUUAAAAAGGCUGAGUACGCUCAAAGAUCUUCAAAUGAAACAGAUUGUUUCCAGCAGCAAUGAACUAGAAGAACCUGUGAGCAUUACAGGCUUGGAAACAUUUUCAUUGAGUUUCAAGGUCCGAUGGCCAUUAUCCCUCGUUAUCUCAAGAAAAGCUUUAACGAAAUAUCAGUUAAUAUUUCGGUUUCUAUUUCACUGCAAGCAUGUGAAUCGGCAGCUUUGUGCAGCAUGGCAAUUACAUCAAGGUCUUCGUAGACUUGAUAUGCAAGGAAUAGCAAUUUCUGUCUCAUCCUUGCUGUGCCGGAAUAUGCUUAAGUUUAUCAAUAGCCUUCUACAUUAUUUGACUUUUGAGGUUCUUGAGCCGAAUUGGCAUGUCAUGCAUAAUAGACUUCAAACUGCAAAGAGUAUUGACGAGGUCAUACAAUACCAUGACUUUUUUCUUGAGAAGUGCUUGAGGGAAUGUUUGCUUCUGUCACCCGUUCUUCUCAAGGUAUGA
Molecule: messenger RNA, 1134 nt
Organism: Striga hermonthica
Lineage: Eukaryota; Viridiplantae; Streptophyta; Magnoliopsida; Lamiales; Orobanchaceae
Source: the annotation of a GenBank genome assembly